Molecule: messenger RNA, 3008 nt
Organism: Seminavis robusta
Lineage: Eukaryota; Bacillariophyta; Bacillariophyceae; Naviculales; Naviculaceae
Source: the annotation of a GenBank genome assembly
UUGCGCUGUUGCGCUGUGCCAUGAAUCUCGACAGAGCGACACGGUACUGUCCCCAAACCAGCAGUUACCUUCCUUCCCUUCGGACUGCAUGCAUUUUGUUGACAGAGUGAUGUCUUUAAAAAAACAGAUUCGUCAAGAGGAAUCUACAACCUUGGAAUAACUUGUGGCUUUCACGCUGGCAUUGGCUUGGAUAUCAGUUGGAAUCGAAUCUGGCAAAAGUUAUCAAUCUCUUUAUCGGCACGAUGUCAACCGGGCUCUCAUCAGUUGUCUUCAAUAAAUCUGUUGUUGGUGGUGUUGGCGCUACACCUAUUAUCAAGAGAAUCUCGAGAAUCUCUUGGAAAAUGGUGGCGUUGCUCCUGAUUUUAUUCCUCUGCAUCACGGAUGCCGCCAUUCGACCUUCUCCUGGUGGGGUGGGUGGAAACAAGGUGGCUGCUCGCCGUCCUCUACCCCGUCUUUGGUAUCGACGCUUUGAAGAAGGAUCGGUGGAAGACGCGGGACGUCGGAUUCCUCGCUUGGAUCAGUUAAGAAACAAAAAGAGCGAGAAGACUCCUUAUCCCCGAGGAUUUGCCGUCGACUUGUCGCUGCUACCCGAAGAACAAACUAUUUCGCGAGAGGCUUUGGCUUCCGAAUUGACAACACUCUUGCAAGGUAUCGAAUCCAUAGCCAAUGACCUGGAUCGGGGCGUAUUCCCUCCUCUGGGUAUCGCCACCGGUGCUGCCGAGGAUAUUGUCACUGGUGCUGCCAAGGAUGCUACCUCCAGGAAACCAAAAAAACAAUCCACUACCAAGGCCGAUAAACUCCAAAAGAUUAAAACAGUGCAGGAAUUGAGACAAGCAGUCCUGGAUGAUGGAAAGGAGUUGAAAGAGUUGCAGCUGGACCCAGAAGCUCAACUUUUAGUCAAUGCUACAGCCCAGGAGCUGCUAAAUCACGAUGUGGUCGAGCUAAUGGUGCAAAGGUUCAAGAGUGGAUCCACGCCAGGCAAUCGAGCUCCCGGGGAUAAUGCUCGGUUGGCACUGGCCAUUGAAGGCGGUGGAAUGAGAGGUGCUGUUUCUGCUGGCAUGGCAUCAGCUAUUGCUUGCCUCGGACUCCAUGAUACCUUUGACGCCAUCUACGGAUCUUCCGCUGGAUCCGUGGUGGGUUCGUACAUGAUUUCAAGGCAGAUGUGCAUGGAUGUCUAUGUGGAUAUCCUACCGGCUGCUAAACGAACUUUUGUAUGUACUAAACGCAUCAUGUCAGCGUUGGCUGUGACUGCCAUGAACAUGUUCCUCUCGGGUGUCAAACAACGAGCUACGCGAAUGGGCAGCAAGAAUACAUCAGCCGAAGACAAUGAAAAGACAAAAGGAUUUGCCUCCAAACUCUCACCAGGAAUGAACAUCAGUUUUGUGUUGGAUGGGAUCAUGGGUCCAGAGCAUGGAAUUCGACCCAUCGACAUGGAAGCCUUUCAGAGAAACGCCAAAAUGCAACCCCUUCGAGUGGCAUCCUCGUACGCCAAAGAUGGAAAACUAUACAGCAGAUGCUUUGGAAGCGAAGAUUUCUUUGGAGACAAACGAGCAGUGCGGGAAGAUGGAACUCGGGAAGGACUCUUUGCGUGCCUAGAGCCCAGCAUGACGGUGCCGGGGGCCACCGGUCCGCCUUCUCGACUCAAGACUCAUGGAAGCGACGACGAAGCAAUCCCCUACUUUGAUGCAUUUUGUUUCGAACCGUUGCCAUACCGGUCGGCAGUCGAAGAAGGAGCGACGCAUGUGCUGGUACUUUGUUCCAGACCAGAGGGCUUUGUGCCCAAAACCAAACCAGGUGUCUACGAACAAGCCAUUGCUCCCCUCUAUUUCAAGUCUCACGGAGAGCCCGAGGUGGCAGACUUUUUCUACCGUGGAGGACAGCUCUACAUUUACUUGGAGGAUCUCCUGACUGUGGAAGAGGGUAAGGUUGCUGGCAUGAAAAAGCAGGGUCCAGUGUCUGUUCCACCCCCUAGACUUUUGUACGGAGUAGAUGCAGACCAUGAGAAUCGUGAACUUGCUACACAUCGGGAUGAAAAGUGGAAGAAGGCUCAUUUGUUGCCGCUAAAGGUGCCAUUUGGUACGCCAGAACUGAAGACAUUAGAGCAAGAGAAAGAUACCGUGAGAGAGGCUGUAAAAGGGGGUUUUGCGGCAGCUUUUGAUCUUCUGGCACCAGCUAUUGGAUUGAAUACUCACCAUCAUUUGACAGGGGCAGAAGUUGCAGCUUUGAUCUUUCCUAAGAAGGCUGGCAUGCUAGAUGAGAUUAUUCUUCGGGAAAAGCUGAGAAUUGACGGUGUCCACAUUGAGCACCGUGAACACCACCACUCAUCAACCACGGAGACUACCCAAGAAGUGGGCAAGGCUUCCUCUGGACGUCGCCGUCGUCGAAACCGAGCAAGUCCCCAAGAAGUGGAUAAGACUCCCUCUGGACGUCGCCGUCGAAUCCGAGCAAGACGGGAUCGAUUCCUCCGUAAUGCUCGCCACGUCUUGAGCAUACUGGCCCGCAACAAACGAAUAUCAGAAGCCAACAACGAGAAAGAACGGAUGGAACAUUCCAUUGACAGUUUGUUGGUGGUUCCGGAUCUCACGCUCCACGGAGGAGGUACACUCGACAAUGACAAGCAGAAGGCAGAACACUUGUUGAACUCACUACCUGGUCUUCGCUAUGGCAGAAUGCCGCAACUAGCAGCUAACCUUCACCAUGUGGCAUCAUCUCCCGAGACCAUCACAACAAACGACGAGACCAGGAAGGCGUGAUUUUGCUGAUGGUUCCAUGCAGCCCUCAACCCACCCUAGAGGUCAUCGCCCCAAGCUAUGGCGGUUUCUCCCAUCCCAUCCCACCAAAUGGACAAUUGUACAUAUCCGCCUCAAAAAAAUGCCACUUAAUAACGAUAACAAGCUUUGAACAUUCGAUCGCCACAGAGCGAGAACUCCAUAGCCAUACUGGUACAUUACUAUGAACAGUGUUUCUUUCUGUCUAAAGAGGAUAUCCCUUCAGAUUUGAUAUGGCAA